This is a messenger RNA of Miscanthus lutarioriparius, 3249 nucleotides long. The record is from the annotation of a GenBank genome assembly. Lineage: Eukaryota; Viridiplantae; Streptophyta; Magnoliopsida; Poales; Poaceae.
AUGGAUAUCUCCAGCUACUUGGCUGUAGGUGGCUGGUUCAUCCAAGUUAUCUUCGACAAGUACCUGUCCUACCAGCUCCGGCGAUGGGCGGCCAACUGUGGCAUUGAGCAUGAGCUGGACAGGCUUCGUGUUGCUUUGCUUCGCACACAGUCACUUCUCCAUGGUGCUGAGCUGGUGCCGACACUCUCCUACAGCUCUCUUCCAUGGAUGCGAGAGCUCCGAGAUGUCAUGUAUCAUGCAGAGGAUCUCCUAGACAAGCUUGAGUACAACCGUCUCCAUCAUGAAAUGGAAGAAUCAAGUGCAAACGAGAGCAGCAGUAGCCCAAUCAGCGCCUUCAUGCUCUCCCGGUUUCACAACCAAGGUACCCCUUCUAGCCUGGAACCAUGUUGGGAUAGAUCAACAAGGGUAAAGAAUAAGAUGGUAAAUCUAUUGGAGCGUAUUGAUCAGGUUACAAAUGGAGUUAGUGAAGUAGUCAGCCUACCCAGGAACAUCAGAAGCAGAAAUCACAUCAUGACAAGCUCAAUACCCCAUGGGAAACUCAUCGGUCGGGAAUUCGAAGCCCAACAGCUGGUAACCGCUCUGAUAAGUUCUCAGGUCGAGAUCCCAGUCUCUGUUGUCUCUAUUGUUGGGGUAGGUGGCAUAGGUAAGACUGCUCUAGCACAGCAUGUGUACAGCAAUGCUAGAAUAACAGAGAACUUUGAUGUGAGAAUGUGGAUCUGUGUUACUUGUCUCUUGGACGAGUUGCGGAUCACAAAAGAAAUGCUGGAGUCAGCUUCCAGCAGUCGGUUUAGGCAUGGUGGCAUAACAAAUUUCAAUAGACUUCAAGCCGCACUGAAGGCAAGGCUUGCUUCAAAACGGUUCCUCCUUGUCUUAGAUGAUGUUUGGAACAAUGACAACAGAACAAUAGCAAUAGAACAAGAGAACUGGCAGAAGCUGCUAGCCCCUCUAAAGGACGGAGCAAAUGGGAGCAAGAUACUUCUGACAACUCGGUCAAGUAUAGUAGCAGAGAUGCUGCAAUCAUCCUAUAUAAUUAGUUUGGAGACCUUGCAAGUUAAUGACUGUUGGUCCCUAGUAAAGACUUCUGUGUUUGAUGAGACAGAACAUACCAUCAACUCAAAAUUGGAGAACAUUGGAAGGAAAAUUGCUGAGACACUCAGUGGUCUUCCUCUUGCCGCAAAGGUGGUAGCUGGACACCUGAAAUGUAAACACAGUGUAGAUGAGUGGAAACAAGUCUUGCAAAGAAAUGCAGUAUGGGAGGAAAUCAUGCCAAUUCUACGAACAAGCUAUGACAAUCUGUCACCACACCUGAAACAAUGCUUUGCAUAUUGCAGCAUCUUCCCCAAAAACUGGGAAUUUGAAGCAGAGCAGCUGAUUCUGCUGUGGUUAGCACAAGGUUUUGUGCACCCAGAUGGUUGCAGGAGAUUGGAGGACAUUGGGAAAGAAUACAUAAAUGAUCUACGUAAUAAGUCAUUCUUCACGAUACAGAAGAAAGAAUUUGUAAGCUAUUAUGUGAUACCACCUGUAAUUUAUGAGCUUGCAAAAUCAGUUGCAGCUGAAGAAUGCUUCAGAAUAGGAGAUGAUGAAUGGACAAGAAUCCCAUCGUCAGUACGCCAUCUAUCCGUACAUCUAGAUAGCCUUUCAGCACUUGAUGACACAAUCCCAUACAAGAAUCUACGCACUCUCAUUUUUCUCCCUAGCAGAACAGUGGCUCCAAUCAAUGUUUCCAUCCCUCCAGUGGCUCUCAAUAACAUAAGAAGCCUCCGUGUGUUGGAUUUAUCCCUGUGCAUGAUGGACAGACUUCCUGAUAGCAUAUCAAAUUGUGUGCAUCUCCGAUACCUAAAUAUCUCAUCUACUACCAUCGUCACAGUACCAGAAUUCUUGUGCAAACUCUACCACCUACAGGUUCUGAAUUUAUCAGGUUGCAGGCUUGGAAAAUUGCCUUCCAGAAUGAACAACUUGGUCAAUCUACGGCAUCUCACAGCAGCUAAUCAGAUUAUUUCAGCCAUAACAGACAUUGGCAGGCUGAAAUACCUUCAGAGGUUGCCAACUUUCAAGGUUACCAGAGAGAGAACACAAAGUAUAGUUCAGCUUGGGUACCUACUAGAACUCCAAGGAUCCCUACAGAUCAGAAACCUUGAGAAUAUUGAUGCUCCAAAUGAGGCAAAGGAAGCCAUGCUUUGCAAGAAACACCAGCUCUCUGUGCUGCAGCUAAUGUGGGCAUCUGAUCGAGAUGAGGUAAAUGGAAAUAGGGAAGAGGAUGUGCUAGAAGCUCUCCAACCGCACGAAAAUCUAAAGAGACUAGACAUCGUGGGUUGGAUGGGAGUCAAAUCCCCUAAUUGGCUUGAGAACGAAUGGCUAAGCAAUCUUGAGCUUAUUUUCCUAAGUGGCUGCAAUGCAUGGGAGCAGCUUCCGCCACUUGGUCAGCUUCCCUCCAUCCGAAUAAUCUGGUUGCAGCGUUUGAAAAUGUUGAGGCAGAUAGGCCCAGAGGCAUAUGGCAGUGGCAGCCAAAUGGAGACAUUCCAGUCACUAGAAGAGCUGGUGCUUGAUGACAUGCCAGAACUCAAUGAGUGGUUAUGGAGUGACCAGACAAUGAGGAAUCUACAGAACGUUGUGAUCAAGGACUGCAAUAAGCUCAAAGCGCUGCCUCCAGUACCUCCUAACCUUACAGAGAUAACAAUUGCAGGGAAAGGGUAUUGGGUGCCAUACCACCAUGAUGUAAAGUCGGCACGCAGGUCCAGUGUCUCAUCUCUUUGCAUAUUCAAUUGCCCCUUGUUACUUGCCAGAUUAUCUGCACAAAUGAACACAGAAAUAAUUGCAAGGUUUAGGUCUCUUAGAAGCAUUAUCACUGAUCAAAUGACAAUAUUAAGGUGUUCUCUUUUAGAAGAUAGGCUUGAGCUCAUUGAGAGCCUAGACAUCCAAGAUUGCUCAGAGAUCACCUCCUUCAGUGCAGACGACGAUGAUAUCCUCCUACAGCUAAAGUCACUCCGGAGCUUAUGUAUAUCUGGUUGCAACACUCUGCGAUCACUUCCUUCCACUCUGUCCAGCGUGCAAUCCCUGGAUAAGUUGGUCUUAUGGAACUGCCCUGCGUUGGAAUCACUGACAGAGGAACCACUGCCUCUAUCAGUUAGGAAGAUUGAAGUUGCACUCUGUCACCCACUGCUCAAGGAAAGGCUCAUAAAAGAAUAUGGAGUUGACUGGCCAAAGAUUGCACACAUCCCUUGGAUUGAAAUAGAUGGUGAAAUUUUGUAG